AUGAAGACCUCCUCUUUCUCCUUCUUCGUCCUCGCCGCCGUUACUCAGGCAAUGGCGGUAGCAAGCGAUUCGAACCGUACACUCGCAUGCGCGUCGCCCUGGACGGCGGUGCCCCUCCUGCGGGGCUACAGUGGAAACUGGCGCGACCAUUUCUACACCACCUCCCUCGACGAGAUGAACAACGCCGUUAAGAACAUCGGAUUCACCGCCGAAGGUACCGCGGCGUACGUGUUCCCUGGCACAACAGGCAGCGAUGGAACCAUUCCCUUCUAUCGCCUAUUUAACGGCGCCCACACGGACCACUUCUACACCACCACUGCCGGGGAGGUGAGCAGUGCUAGCCGUCUGGGAUACGAUUACGAAGGCAUUGCCGGCUAUAUCUACCAGAAUGCCAACUGCGGCGGCGUUCCACUCUAUCGUCUCUACAGUGGAAGCAGCGUCGAUCACUUCUACACGACCUCCGCGAGUGAGCGCGACAAUGCGAUAAGGAAUCUGGGGUACACAGAUGAAGGGAUUUCGGGAUAUGUUUUGCCCGUUUAG
This is a messenger RNA of Cyclocybe aegerita, 540 nucleotides long. Lineage: Eukaryota; Fungi; Basidiomycota; Agaricomycetes; Agaricales; Hemipholiotaceae. The record is from the annotation of a GenBank genome assembly.